Rubroshorea leprosula is the source of this 2283-nucleotide messenger RNA. The record is from the annotation of a GenBank genome assembly. Lineage: Eukaryota; Viridiplantae; Streptophyta; Magnoliopsida; Malvales; Dipterocarpaceae.
CAGAGACAGACAGACAGACGAAGAAGAAAGAGCAGAGAGUCCCGUCCGUCCACUCCAGUCCAACCGCGUACGUCUACAUUCGAUUCUCCCAAGAACUAAAACAAAAGAACUCCAAUAUUAUAUACAAUUUCAAACAGUAAUCCUUACAAAAUUUUAUAUUAUAUUACCUUUACAGGGCAGGUUUCUUUACUCAUCUUUCUAACUUUGACUGAAGGUAGAAGCCAUUGCCUCUGCAGUCUGCACCAGCUUAGCUUUCGGCGCCCUCUUUCUUCCUUCUCUUUUCCUCUUUCCAGAUUGGCUACACUAACACCAUUCAAUUUUUUAAUCUUUAUACCCAUGUAAACACACACACGAUUGAGUUUUCAACCCAUAUACUUUGCAAUUUCAUAUUAUACACACACCGAACAAGACUCGCAAAGUGACUGCUCUUUCUUUCGGCUCAGGCUCUGUGUUUUUUUGCCUAAUUACUCAAAUCUAGCGACACCCUUUUGCUCCAUUAAGCUCUGGAAGGUUUUCUUGUUCCUCUUCAGCAGAAACCGCCGUUACAAUGAAGCAGAUGUUGAGGAGAAUGCACAGGCUGAAGAGAUUGAAAGGCGAAUAGAACAAGAAACCAAGGCAGAAAAACACAUUCAAAAACUUCUACUCCUUGGUUCUGGAGAGUCUGGGAAGUCAACAAUUUUUAAGCAGAUUAAGCUUCUUUUUCAAACUGGCUUUGAUGAGGCAGAGCUGAAGAGUUAUAUCUCAGUCAUCCAUGCCAAUGUCUAUCAGUCUAUAAAAAUACUAUGCGAUGGGUCAAAGGAAUUUGCUCAAAAUGAAACAGAUUCUUCAAAAUAUGCUCUAUCCAGUGAAAAUAAGGAAAUUGGAGAGAAACUAUCAGAAAUUGGGGGCUGGUUGGAAUAUCCCCACCUCACUAAAGAACUUGCACAGGACAUAGAAACUUUGUGGAACGAUGCUGCUAUUCAGGAAACAUAUGCCCGUGGUAAUGAACUUCAAGUUCCAGAUUGUGCCCUUUAUUUCAUGGAAAAUUUGGAAAGAUUAUCAGAUGGAAAUUAUAUUCCAACAAAGGAUGAUGUUCUUUAUGCCAGAGUCCGUACAACUGGUGUGGUAGAAAUCCAGUUCAGUCCUGUUGGAGAGAGUAAGAAGAGUGGUGAAGUAUACAGACUCUUUGAUGUUGGAGGCCAGAGAAAUGAGAGAAGGAAAUGGAUCCAUCUUUUUGAAGGUGUUACAGCUGUAAUUUUUUGUGUUGCCAUUAGCGAGUAAGUAAGGUGACCAUUGCUUUUGUCAUUAGUCAUAACAUGGUCAUAUGUAACUAUUUGGAAGUUGAUAUUGGUUUACAGUAACAUUACAACCUUUUGCUUUUGGUGCCUUAUUACACUUUCUCUAGGAGGGAGAAUCUAAGAUUCAAAUCUCCUCUUCCAAUUGCCUCCCAGAUAAACUAAAAGGAAUAAGCUUCCCCUUUUGUCUGAUAUGCCCAACUCUUAUUUGAUUAUUAAUGUUGUUUCAUGAUGUAACUAAAACUUUUACUGGUGAAUUUGGUUUCUCAGUUAUGAUCAAACUCUCUUUGAGGAUGAACACAAGAACCGGAUGAUGGAGACCAAAGAACUUUUUGAUUGGGUCUUGAAGCAACCAUGUUUUGAGAAAACGUCCUUCAUGCUGUUCCUAAACAAGUUUGAUAUAUUUGAAAAGAAAGUUCUUAAAGUGCCAUUGAAUGUAUGUGAGUGGUUCAAAGAUUACCAGCCAGUUUCGACCGGAAAACAAGAGAUUGAACAUGCAUAUGAGUUUGUGAAGAAGAAAUUCGAGGAGCUGUAUUUUCAGAGCACCACCCCCGACCAUGUGGACCGGGUCUUCAAGGUCUACAGAACCACUGCCCUAGACCAGAAGCUUGUGAAGAAAACUUUCAAGCUUGUAGACGAGACCUUGAGACGAAGAAAUCUAUUCGAAGCUGGCUUGUUGUGACCGCAGCAACACCUUCAUGUUCAUAACACGAUUUUUUGAACUUUCUGGAGUCAGUUAGGAACACCCCAUCCAAUGAUUGCUGGCAUAUCUUCUUCUCAUCACAGACCAAAUUUUUAGUUUUCUUCCAUUUGUUGCUCAAUUAUCACUGUUAAAAAAAUCAAUUUUUUGUACCCACGAUUCUGGUGACUAAUUUCUCUAGACAAAAGUAUCUUUGUCAUCUGGGAACAUGUUUUCUUGUUUGUUUUGGUUUCAUUAGUAAUUGGCAGCAAAUCAAACACAUGAAAGUACUUUGUGUUCUUUUUAUCAUACUAAAACAGCUUAUUGAUU